This is a messenger RNA of Fusarium venenatum, 621 nucleotides long. RefSeq lists its product as uncharacterized. The record is from RefSeq and is a predicted model, not a curated record. Lineage: Eukaryota; Fungi; Ascomycota; Sordariomycetes; Hypocreales; Nectriaceae.
AUGAGACCCUCUGUACCUUUCGCUUUAUCCCUUCUUGGGUUGACCAGUCUAUCUGCCGCAGCCGACACCGAAAGUGAUUAUCUAGCAACCGUGACCCUCGCACCAACCGCCUCCGGAGCCGCAGCUUUCGAUCUUGAAGAAAAGCGCGCAGAAUGUUUCCAAGCAUGCUAUAAGACUUAUGGAAACUUCAAGUCUUGCAACAAAGGAAGCGUCGGGCAGUGUUGGUGUAAUGAGUCAGUUGACUGGGUUGAAAGAGAGGAGGAUUGUGUUUGGGAUAUUUGCGGUCCAUCUGCUUAUAAUGUUUAUGCGACUGUCCUGAGGAGGGUUUGCGAGACUGUUACGGCUUCUACUAGUGAAGCCGUUGAGGCGGGAUUGAUGUCUUCUGAUGAGGAAAUCACUUUGACUUCAACUUCGACUACCGGACAGGCAUCAGCUGAAACUAACAAUCCGCCUAAAACAACAGAGACUUCUACUUCUGAUAGUGGUUCUACCACGACUGGCAGUGUGGCAGCGGCAACUACAAGUGCUGAACCCAAUGGCGGUAGAAAUGUGUCUUCAUCCGUCAGUAUUCUAUAUGUUUUUGCUGUCAGUGGACUUCACAUUGCCAUCAUGGCCUUUUGA